AUGCCUGCCUUUUGGACCUUUGCCUUGUUACUGAUCCAUGCCGCUAGAGGAAAGGAAGUUUGCUACAAUCGAGUAGGCUGCUUUACUGAUGAUAUACCGUGGGCUGGAACAGUACAACGGCCAAUUGCAAGAUUACCCUGGUCUCCAGAAAGAAUAAACACCCGCUUCCUUCUGUAUACUCGAAGGAACCCUAACAACUUCCAGGUAAUACUGACUCACAUUAAUCCAGAAACUAUUGAUUACUCAAACUUUAAUGCCAGCAAGAUCACUCGCUUUAUUACCCAUGGAUUUAUAGAUCAAGGUGAAGAAAACUGGCUGUCAAACAUGUGCAAGAGGAUGUUUGAAAAGGAAGAUGUGAAUUGCAUCUGCAUAGACUGGAGCAGUGGCUCCAGGUGUUCAUACACCCAAGCAUCAAACAAUAUCCGUGUGGUGGGAGCUGAAGUGGCUUAUUUUAUCGAUACCCUUAAGGAAAAGUAUGGAUACUCUCCAUCCAUGGUACAUUUCAUUGGCCACAGUCUUGGGGCACAUGCAGCUGCUAUGACAGGGAAAAGAAUAAAAGGACUUAGAAGAAUAACAGGCCUAGAUCCAGCUCAGCCUUAUUUUCAAGGCACACCAGUUGAAGUCAGACUGGAUAAAAGUGAUGCCGAUUUUGUUGAUGUGAUUCAUACUGAUUCAGCUCCAACCAUUCCAUAUCUGGGCUUUGGGAUGAGUCAAGCUGUGGGUCACCUUGAUUUUUACCCAAAUGGAGGAGAACACAUGCCAGGAUGUAAGAAGAACCCCGUUUCACAAAUAGUGGACAUUGAUGGAAUCUGGGAAGGAACCCGUGACUUUGUGGCCUGUAACCAUCUGCGGAGCUACAAAUAUUAUUCAGAUAGCAUUAUUGACCCAGAUGGAUUUUUGGGUUACCAGUGUGCUGCAUACAACCUAUUUGAAGCAGGCAGCUGCUUCCCAUGCCCAAGUGGUGGAUGCCCUAAAAUGGGUCACUAUGCAUAUGAAUAUAAGGACAAUAUCACCUCUGGAUUGAUGAAGCUUUACCUGAAUACUGGAGAUGCCAGGGAUUUUGCCCGUUGGAGGUACAAGGUAUCAGUCACAAUUUCUGGAAAAAGUGCUGUCCGUGGGCGCAUAAAUAUUGCUAUAUAUGGAACUGGAGGGAAUACAAAGCAGUAUGAAAUUUACAAGGGGAAGAUCACACCUCAUGAGACCUACACCAACCAGAUUGAUGUAAAACUUAAUGUUAGAACAGUUACUAUGGCCAAGUUUCUUUGGAACAACAAUAUCAUAAAUCCAACACUUCCCAAGCUGGGAGCAUCAAAGAUUACAGUGCAAGAUGGAGAAUAUGGGAACAUAUUUAAUUUCUGUGGCAGCGACACCGUGAGAGAAGAUGUUCUGCAAACGCUUACACCAUGCUAG
Molecule: messenger RNA, 1410 nt
Organism: Varanus komodoensis (Komodo dragon)
Lineage: Eukaryota; Metazoa; Chordata; Lepidosauria; Squamata; Varanidae
Product: inactive pancreatic lipase-related protein 1-like
Exons: 12
Coding region: 1-1410 (469 amino acids)
Biological process (GO): lipid metabolic process
Molecular function (GO): triacylglycerol lipase activity; protein binding
Source: RefSeq, a predicted model, not a curated record